This is a messenger RNA of Ostrinia nubilalis (European corn borer), 3950 nucleotides long. It is a transcript of the gene DAT, whose product is annotated as sodium-dependent dopamine transporter. The transcript has 11 exons. Gene Ontology annotation, molecular function: dopamine:sodium symporter activity. The record is from RefSeq and is a predicted model, not a curated record. NCBI's taxonomy places the organism in Eukaryota, Metazoa, Arthropoda, Insecta, Lepidoptera, Crambidae. Gene Ontology annotation, cellular component: presynaptic membrane; neuronal cell body membrane; plasma membrane. Bases 1 to 1860 code for a protein of 619 amino acids. Gene Ontology annotation, biological process: dopamine uptake involved in synaptic transmission; sodium ion transmembrane transport.
AUGGCACUGAAGACGCCGACGCCGGCUGUCGGCGAGCGCGAGACAUGGGGCAAGAAGGUGGACUUCCUGCUGUCGGUCAUCGGCUUCGCCGUCGACCUGGCCAACGUGUGGCGCUUCCCCUACCUCUGCUACAAGAAUGGAGGGGGCGCGUUCCUCGUCCCAUACUGCAUCAUGCUGGUGGUGGGCGGGAUCCCACUAUUCUACAUGGAGCUGGCGCUGGGCCAGUACCACCGCAAGGGCGCCAUCACCUGCUGGGGGCGGCUGGUGCCGCUGUUUAAAGGUAUCGGGUACGCAGUGGUCCUGAUAGCGUUCUACGUGGACUUCUACUACAACGUGAUCAUCGCGUGGGCGCUGCGGUUCUUCUUCGCGUCGUUCACCACCAUGCUGCCCUGGACCAACUGCGACAAUGAGUGGAACACCCCCGCUUGCAGGCCGUUUGAAGCAAUCUACGAAGCGGCGGCGGCGAACAGGUCACGGCUCCGUCAGAAUGGCUCAUCUGCUUCAUUUCUACCACCAGCAACCACUCCCUUCACUUCUGCGGCUUCUGAAUACUUCAAUCGAGCGAUCCUGGAGCUUCAUGGCAGCGAGGGCCUCCAUGACCUGGGUUCUAUCAAGUGGGACAUGGCACUGUGUUUGCUGGCAGUCUACAUCAUUUGCUACUUCUCACUCUGGAAAGGCAUCAGUACUUCAGGAAAAGUUGUUUGGUUCACUGCUCUUUUUCCUUACGCGGUGUUGCUGAUUCUACUAGUUCGCGGAAUCACACUCCCUGGUUCUGCUACCGGCAUUCAAUACUAUCUUAGCCCUAACUUCGAGGCUAUUACUCAACCGCAAGUGUGGGUGGAUGCUGCAACUCAAGUAUUUUUUUCUCUGGGUCCUGGUUUCGGCGUGCUUUUAGCCUAUGCUUCUUACAACAAGUACCACAAUAACGUUUACAAAGAUGCUAUCCUCACCAGCGUGAUCAACUCGGCCACUUCCUUCAUCGCCGGCUUCGUAAUAUUCAGCGUUCUGGGCUACAUGGCCCACGCCACAGGGCGGGAUGUUCAAGACGUGGCCACCGAAGGACCAGGCCUGGUCUUCGUGGUGUACCCUGCAGCUAUUGCUACGAUGCCCGGCUCUACGUUCUGGGCUUUGAUCUUCUUUAUGAUGCUGCUGACUUUGGGAUUGGAUAGCUCGUUUGGCGGUUCCGAGGCAAUAAUUACAGCCUUGAGCGACGAGUUUCCUCCGAUCGGUCGGCACCGCGAGAUCUUCGUGGCUUGCUUAUUCACUUUAUACUUUUUCGUUGGGCUGGCGUCCUGCACCAAUGGCGGCUUCUACUUCUUUCAACUGCUGGACCGAUAUGCCGCAGGGUAUUCCAUUCUGGUGGCUGUGUUCUUCGAGGCGAUUGCUGUGUCUUGGAUUUAUGGAACUGAAAGAUUCUGCGAAGACAUCCGCGACAUGAUCGGCUUUAGGCCCGGCUUGUACUGGCGCGUGUGCUGGCGCUUUGUAGCCCCAGCCUUCCUCCUUUUCAUCACCGUGUACGGCUUACUGGACUACGAACCUUUGCAAUACGAGGGCUACAUCUACCCGGCCUGGGCUAACGCUCUUGGGUGGGCUAUAGCUGGGUCGAGCGUUAUGUGCAUUCCGACGGUGGCCAUCUACAAACUGAUCACGACUAAAGGAACCUUCUUUGAGCGUCUUCGCAUCCUGACAACGCCAUACGCUGACACCGAAGCAAGCGCAGCUCACAACGGCGUCGUGGUUUCUGAGAGUGGAGGAGUCCGCCUGGCGUCAGCUGUUCACACCCCCACGACCCCCACUGACCCCACCACGCCAGCCCCCGCUGCGCCCCCUCCCUUAGCUAGCGCCCCCCAGCUCGUCUGAGCACAACUCUCCUUCGACGUCUACUACGUCUAAGGCUGUUCACUUUGCGCUUUGUAUAAUGGUCAACCUUAUUUUUUAUUGGCAAAUCUAUGACAUAGAUGAACUGUGGGUUGCCUAUGCAGCCCCACUGAAAAGGACAGACGUUGAAAGAGCGCCAAAAGCAAGUUUCUAAGAAUUAGGCACAGAUAGGCCAAAGCACCAGCCUAGAUCCCUUGCUAUUAUGAUUACGUUGAGUAGGUUAUCAAAGUGAUAGUGAACAUGCUUUCUUAAAUCAACACCACUCCUAAGAUUUUUAAUGAUAUUGGUUAAAACAUCGUCUUCCAAGGCGAAGACGUAGAUUUAUUUAUAUUUUACAAGCUUUAUAUUGACUUCACUUGUUUAUUGUUCGCUGUAAUUUUCCUUGGCAUAGACUGGACAUGAUAGGCGAAAAUUUAAGAGAGGUAGCUUUUGUAAUGAUAUUGUAUUUGGAUGGGUGUAGGUGUACAAGAUUGCUACAUACAUAGUUAUUGAUAUAUUCGUAUUUAUUGUCUAAAUAAAUUAGUUUUAAAACAUACACAUAAUAAUUGGGUAGUGUUAGGAAGUAAUUCAUCAUAAUAAACAUUUCUCUAAAACAUUUAAAAUAUAUUCAUCAUUUUUGUAAAUAAGUAGAAGUGUAGAACAUGUAGCUUAGAUUAAAUUGGAAACUUUUUAGAGUGGAUAAAAUAAAACCUUUCUGAGUUUACCUAUAGUUAUUAACUACUAAAUAUACGAAAUAAAUAUACAUACAUUUAAAAAUCUAAGCCUCUCGUUGAAUAGACAUAUUAAUAUGUGUAAACUUCAUGAAUAUAAUUCAGAAAACCGUCGAAGUAUCUAGUAUUAGUUUUAAAUAUAGUGUAGAUAUCCAAGCAUUACGGUUGAAGCUGGAACAAAGACAGUAUUAAUUGCACAGGAACCCGAUGUCAUUUUUUGUACACCAUGUUUUUAAAAUGUCUUACUUUAUUAGCGUUUUAUUUUAUUUUUGUCUCGUCCAUAUUAGAUUAAUUUCUUCACGAUUAUUGUAGAAGUAAAUGAUUAAUCAAACUGUAAAUUAUAUCAAAAACGUGUAUUGUGGCAUUAAUAGUUUAAGCACCUAAGUAAGUAUAGGUUUAUAAACUAAGCAUAAAUGCAUGUAAUCUAUUAUAAGUAACUGUAUUGAAAAUGAUUAUUAAAUCAAUGGCUGUUUUAUGUAGAGAAUAUAACCUCACGAUUGAUUUUAAGGUUUCCUAAACGAAGUAGUUAUUUCUUACCACACCAUUUAAAUUUUCAUUAACAGACUAUUCAUCCAUUCAGCUAUUCAUAAGAAUAAAUAGAGAUCUUGAUUAUGUAGAACCUUUUCAAAUAAUAUGAUUUGUAGGGAAUAAUAUUAAGGAGUAAUUAUACGAAAAAUGAAAUGCUGUGUAGAUAAUAGACACUGUAGUAAGUAAAUAAAUAAUAAAAAAAUAUAUUAAUCAAUAAGUUCAUAUACCCGCAUUUAGUAGAUAAGGAACGUUAUUCAUGAUAUUUAUCUCUUUACUUAUUACUCGACUUUUCAAUAAUAUAAUCAUUUUUCUCUAUCUUGAUGUUGUGGUUUACGAUUACAAUCAAUAUAAUAUUUGGUGCUUCAUUUUAAGCAGUUAAAUUGUUACUUUGUUAUGUUUAUUUUUAUACAAUUCAUUACUCCGUCCUGGGCAAUGCGGAAUGAUGAAUUGUUAAUGUGAUAAUUACUGAUUUAUUUAUUGGGAGAGUGAUUGGGAUACUGUACACACGCCAAUAAAAGUUUAUUCAUCUCUUUCUUCUUCUGCUUCUAUCGUAGGACUAUAAUGAGGCCGCAACCAUGGUGUAACGUAGUAUUUAUUAACUUCACCAUUAUGACAAGUAGUCAGUAGUCGUAGCUAUGUGAUAAUCAAUUUUAUGCAUUUCUUCUUAGCUGAUAUUAUUGUAAUGUAGUUGAAUGUAACUAUAAAGGUUUUCGAUGUUAUAGAAUCAAUGAUAUUAUAGCAUAUUCAGAUGUUAUUAUGUUAUGUAGUCAAAAGUCAUAUCAGCCAUUAUGACUAUUGAUGUUUAGAAAUAAAUUCGUUUAUACUUACUGUAAA